GGUGGAAGCUCGUGCCGAUAUUCUACGGAUUCAUUCGCGCUCGAUGAACUUGACUCGAGGCAUCAACCUUACAAAAAUCGCAGAAAAGAUGAAUGGAUGCUCUGGAGCCGAGCUUAAAGGCGUAUGUACGGAGGCGGGCAUGUAUGCACUCCGAGAGAGACGUGUGCACGUUACUCAGGAGGACUUUGACCUGGCUACUGCGAAGAUUCUCAACAAGCAUGAUGACAAGGAGGUUGCCGUUUCAAAACUAUUCAAGUAAAUGGAACUGCAACGCGGAUAUGAUCCUUCAUUCCACGGGCCAUUACUGCGGUCGUGACGAUCGCCCCGCUAAUGUCAUUUGCUUUGAAAUAACUUUGACUGGCUGCCAGUCCGUUUUCGAGGCUUCUGGCUUAUCCUUGCUAUCGCCAAGUCAACUUCAAAUGUCUUGUCUUUAGGUGGGGGACGAUAUCUGGAAAAUGUUACGGGUCAAAUGCAAGCAAGGAGCCAUUUGUGUUGACAUGAAAUAUGAAUCAAUUUCCUGGGUUGAAACAAAUCAACUUGCGAGUGCUUCGUAGCGAUAUGUUAUUAUGGUGUAAGGCUUCAGACUUAGGUGUAUGUCAAGGGGCGACCAGCAAGCCAGCUAUACUUCAGGAAAUUU
Aspergillus saccharolyticus JOP 1030-1 is the source of this 637-nucleotide messenger RNA. RefSeq lists its product as uncharacterized. Gene Ontology annotation, biological process: proteasome-mediated ubiquitin-dependent protein catabolic process. Gene Ontology annotation, cellular component: proteasome regulatory particle, base subcomplex. The record is from RefSeq and is a predicted model, not a curated record. The coding region runs from base 89 to 259 and encodes 56 amino acids. Gene Ontology annotation, molecular function: proteasome-activating activity. The transcript has a single exon. Lineage: Eukaryota; Fungi; Ascomycota; Eurotiomycetes; Eurotiales; Aspergillaceae.